AUGUGCCAGACCUACUGCGCACACAGGACACUCUGGCAUCAAAGAGGCGCCUGUGCGAAGGGACAGCACCCGGCACGCGGGGUCCCACAGACCCCUUUCCAGAAUCAGGGCCCGGGCGGGCCGGCCCCCGCGCCCGCCCGCUCGGCACCGGGCUCUGAUCGCCACCCCAGGCGGCCUCUCCGACGCCCCCACCCCGGCUCCCCUCCGCCAUUUCUCCCGCAGCAGCCUCCCCCACAGCCCUCUCCUGGCACAGGCACCGUCGACGGCGGGGCGCGGGCACCCAGAAAGCCCGCCGGGGAGCGGCCGCGCCGUUUGCCUCCCCAGGACCCGAGGAAAGACCUGCGGCCAAGACCUCGCGCCCCAGGACCGGUCCGCGCCGGUCGCCGCCCCCUCAGCGCCAGGGGUCCCCCAACGAUGCGCACCUCUCUCAGAGACCCGCUCCGACCCGGUUGCCUCCCCCUCGUCAGGUUGCCAGGGUCCGCGGUGCAGGGUGUGAGCCGCUCGUCGCCCCCGAGACACCCCCAGUUGCUUUCGCAGACGCAGGGUCCCGAUGGUCGGCCUCCCCCUCCUGUCGCAGCUCCUCACUUGGAUUCCCACCGCUCGCCGUGCGGGCAGAAUGGCAAAGAGAUGUCCUGCCCCCCCCGCGGCUGCGCCAAACCCGGCAGGGGCUACGAAGGCUGCGGCACCAACCGCUCGCGGCGAGGGUGUCGGGAAGGGGGCGGAGGGAUACUGCACGAAUGGGCUCGACGCCCCCUCCCAGACCCACCGUAG
Molecule: messenger RNA, 771 nt
Organism: Orcinus orca (killer whale)
Lineage: Eukaryota; Metazoa; Chordata; Mammalia; Artiodactyla; Delphinidae
Product: proline-rich protein 2-like
Exons: 1
Coding region: 1-771 (256 amino acids)
Source: RefSeq, a predicted model, not a curated record